AUGGAAACACAAGAACAGCAAAAACCACAGACCGUAUCGGUCACCAAUCCAUAUUUAUUACGUUUAAAGUGUUUUCUCUGUCAAGCACCUAAUACAAAUGUUAAUGAUGAAAAUAAUAAUUUAAAAAAAGAUAAUAAUACAAAUGAAAAAUCAUUUAAUCCUAUUUCAAAGCUUCCGUUGUACACAUGUCCGGAUUGUGAAGCUAAAAUUCGAUUAGAAGAAAAAGAAACUGCAAGUACUUCAACUGUAACUUCUCAAGAAUUAGAAGGAGAAUCUGAUCGAAUGAUAAUUGUACCGGAUACAAGUUCUGACGAUGAUUAUUGGUGUCAAUCAUGUACUGAUGAUGAACAUGAUUCAAAUAAUCGUCAAUUAUGGGAUGAUCUUUCUCAUAUUAUUAAAUGUGUUUAUCGUGCAACAGAUAAAGAUUUUUCUGAGAAUCAUUUUUCUGAUGAUAUUUGUAAAGCAAAAGAAUAUGUGAAAAAAUUAUCAGACAUAAAUUCUCAAUCUUUAUUUAAUAAACUUGAAUCAAUUGUACUUGAAUAUGUUCGUGAAAUACGAAAUCAAGUAUUACAACGUUUUCAUACAUGUUCGAAAACUUCUCAUGAUGUACAAUUAUUUAUUUCAUUUCUUUUGGAUGAAUAUAAUAUGUUUAUACAAGCAGCAAAUAAUGUUUCAACAAUUGUUUCUUAUUUAGAAGAACAUUAUAUGAAAUCGUUUAAUUUAACAUGGUUAUUAUAUAAUAAACAUUUGUAUGAAAAAUUAAUUUAUAUGGAUAGAAAAAUUCAACAUUCAAUGUCAACAAUGAUUGAUUUAUUACAACCAUCGAAUGAACUUGAUAAUGAUUAUCCACCAGCUGAAUAUACACAAUUAUUAAAUCGAUUUUUAGCAUUCGAUGAAGAAAUGUCCGAGAUUGCAUGUUUAUAUAAAGAUUUUCAAGCUAAAACAAAAUCACCAUCAUUAGAUAUUCGAAUUUGUAAUGGUUAUCAAACGGAAAAUAAUACAAAAAUAAAAAAUAAGAAAAAAUGUAAAAAAAUUAAAAAAUCAAAACAAUUACAAACAUCAACAGAAGAUAAUACUAAUAGUUCGUCGACAACAGCUGUCGACAUUCCAACAUCAAAUGUUACAUUAUCAGCACCUGUUCCUCCUGAACAAGGUUCAAAUGGUUCAUCGAUUGGUUCAGGUAUUGGUGGUGAUGAAUCAUCAUCAGUAUCAUCUGUUGAUGAUUAUUUACUCGAUAAUGAAACAUCAUCAUCAGGUUAUACUCAAGAAGAACAAGAAGAUUUUGAUCCUUUAUUUACUGAAGAAGAUUUAAAUGAAUUAUUAUUAGAAGGUUUAUUAGAUGGUAUUUCUCCUUUAGCUAAAAUGCAUCAUGAAAUUAUGCAAUCAAGAUUAAAUGAAAAACAAACGGAUUCAUCAUCAACAACAACAACAUCAACAAUUGAUAAUGAUAAAUGGAUUAAAGGAAUUAUUCAAGGAAUUAAAUCAGCACAUGAACAAGAACAAAAAGCAACUUCUAAUGAUGUUAAUACGAAUGUUCGUUGUACAACUACAAAAGAAGUAACAAAUGUUCCAACAUCUUCUGAAUCAUCAAAAAAAUCUUCGUCAACAAAAUCUAAAUCUCAUAAAUCAUCUCAUCGUCGUAAAGAAACUACAACAACAACAACUCAAGCAACAACAACAACAACAUCAACAUCUCAAAUACCAAAAAAAUCUAUUGCCGCUGAUUUAAUUCUACCACGUUCAAUUGCUGAUCUUUCAGCUAAAAUUCAAUCCGUUUCAUUUACAGCUGGUACAUUUGGUUCGAUAACAUCGGAAAAUCCAACUAAAUGUUAUGAUUUAUCUUCAUCAUCAAAUUGUUCAACAACAACAUUAACAGCAGCUAAAACAACAACAUCAACAGGUCAAACACGUUUAAGUAUUAAUUUAACACGUAAACCAGGUGCAAAAACAACUGAACAUGGUGGUCAAAAAAUAGCUGAAGCACUUUUUAAUGAAUUAACAGGUUUUGGUACAAAUGAAUGUUUAAAUAGUGGAAGAAAAAAAGAUAAUCAACAAUUUAAAAAAAGUAAACAACAACGUUCAACAAUCAAUGAAACAUUAUUAAAUUCAACAAAUAAUACUCAUUCAUUUUUUAAUUCAACAAAUAAAUCUGAUUUAAAUGCAUCAUCAUCAUCAUCAUCAACUGCUUCAAAUAAUUUAGAUUAUCUUCUUCGUAAUGCUGCAUCAAAUACUGAUGUAUCUGAAGCUGCGUUACAUUCAAUAUUAUCAUCAUUUCAUUCUCAAACAUGUCUUGAUCCAUCAAUAUCAACAACAACAACAACAUCAUCGUCAUCAUCAAAAUAUUCUAUAUCAUCAAAAACAAGUGAAGCAUUACAAACAUUACUUGCUCAACAACAUCAUCAUCAUCACCAUCAUCAUCAUCAACAACAGCAGCAAAAACGAAAUUUAUCUAAUAAUAAUACUAGCAAUAAUACUAAUACUAAUAAACAUUGUGAAUUUUGUUGUUGUGAAUUUUCUGAAGGACGAACUUGUUCAACAUCAUCAACAUGUCUUCAUUUAUCAUCAACAUCAAAUACGCUCAAUGGACCCAUUACUAGUUGUGUUACAUGUAUGGCUUUACCAGGUACAACAACAACAACAUCAGUUAUAGGUGCAACAAUAACAGGUGGUUGUAAUCAACGUGAUGUUCAAGUAAAAGAACGUUUACAACUUAAAUUAAAUAAAAGAAAUGUACAAAAUCUAAAUGAACAACAAACAUUAGCAAAAGAUCAACAAAAGAAAACGACGACGACGACAACAACAGCAGCAGCAACAACGAAUAAAAAACAACCGAUACAAAAUAAUACAAAAUCAAAAGAAUGUUUUCUUACUGAUAAAAAUGAUAUUGAUGAUUUAGUUCGAUUUAUUGAUGGAAAUGAAACAAUAUCAUCGAAUAAUAAUGAACAUCAAACAUCAUCAUCAUCAUCAUCAUCAACAACAACAAUAACAAAUGAAUCAACUUCAAAAAAAAAUAAGAAGAAAAAAGAUAAACAAUCAAAAGUAAAUCACACUGAAGAAAUAAAAACAAAUUCUUCUCAAUCUAAAGAACAACAACAACAACAAACAAAUCAGAAAAAACAAAAUCGAUCUAAUAUUACUCAACAAACAACAACUUCUCAACAACCAUCUCGUAGUACUUCAUCAUCAUCAACAUCUACGAAAGUAACAUCUGGUAUAUCAUCAACUCCUCCUGUCAAUGAUGAAACUCAACAACCUUUAUCAAAACGUAAACAAAAAGCAAAAUUAAAACUUGAACAACAACAAAAACAAGCAACAAAUAAUAUGGAAUCAUCAUCACCAGUUAAUUCAAAUACAACUGUUACAACUAUAACUCCUACACCGGCAUCUACUGUUCCUGUUACAGUACUUCCGGGUCCUUCUUCUUCUUCUGCUUCUUCGUCUUCUUCUCAGGGAAUUAAUUCAGCUCGUACUAGUGUGGAUCUUCCGUCUGAAAGUUUUGAUACAACAGAAGAGGAAGUCAAUUGGAUAACUAUUUCACGUAAACAAAGUAAACAUAAGCCAUCACCAGUAUCUGUACCAUCUUUACUUGCUACACCUAUUCUACCUGUUAUGCCACCAACAAAUACUAAACGACAACAACAACAACAAACGAUGACUAAUACUAAGAAAGUAGCAACAACAACUAAUGGUUCAUCUCUUGCUCAACAAAAAGUGAUACCGACAGCCGCCGUAGCUACAUCACCUGUUCCCCCAGAAACUACGCUAAUUACUAAUAAACAACAGCAAACUACUAUAGCUCCAUCUCGUCUUCAGAAUGUUAUGAAAAAUCAUACUGUAGUACAUCAACCACAGAAAGUUGAACCACCAUUGGAAUCACAACCAACAAGCCAACCACCAUUAAAUCUUUGGACAAAUAAUAAUAUUCAUGAUCAUACUUUAGCAGCAUCAUCAACUCUUCUACCUACAACAUCAUCUUUUAUCCCAUCACAUUUAAUGCCAUCUCCUUCUCUUGUAGCACCAAUUCCUAUCGGUGGUACAUCUAAUAUUACACCAUCUUCUUCAAUGUUAUCCGAAGGUUUAUCGUCUUCUCUCUAUUGGGAUCCUAAUGGUUAUCUUUUACCAUCAUCAUCUCAAUCGACUAUAGCAGGUCCUGUACAACGACCAAGUCCAUCGUUUUCACCGGCACCUGGCGCUGUUAAUAAUACAACAUCUCGUUGUAUUCAACGACCUUCACCGGAGCCACGUUCGUGUUCAGCAAAUAAUGUUCCUUUUCCACUCUAUUCUCCAAUGAAUUAUGCUGCGGGUAGUUCAACUUCAACAUGGAAUGAUACACCUAUAACAAAUACACAUGAAUCACAAUGGAACUAUCCUCAGGAACAACAACAACAAAUUGGAUCAUCGAUAACUUCAACUGAUUUUCCUCUGUAUGAUCCAUUUCAUAGUGGUGCUGUACUAAAUAUUCCAUCAACAACACAAUCAACGCUAUUGUCAAAUGGUUUUUCAGAACAUUUUACUGAUCUGUGUACUUUUCCACAAAAUAAUGAUAUUAAUGAAAUGGAUGCACUUGAUAAAGAAAUUGAAGAUUUUAAAAAAUUCUGUUUCGAAACUGUCCCGUUGGAAACACGUGAAAAGGUGCAAGUCAAUGUUGAUCGCUGCUUUGUUCGUCAAGCAUGA
Molecule: messenger RNA, 4674 nt
Organism: Adineta steineri
Lineage: Eukaryota; Metazoa; Rotifera; Eurotatoria; Adinetida; Adinetidae
Source: the annotation of a GenBank genome assembly